Messenger RNA from Gymnogyps californianus (California condor), 3052 nucleotides. It is a transcript of the gene CEP89, whose product is annotated as centrosomal protein 89. NCBI's taxonomy places the organism in Eukaryota, Metazoa, Chordata, Aves, Accipitriformes, Cathartidae. Gene Ontology annotation, biological process: cilium assembly; mitochondrion organization; chemical synaptic transmission. The record is from RefSeq and is a predicted model, not a curated record. Gene Ontology annotation, cellular component: centriole; ciliary transition fiber.
AUGGCGUUUAGCUUCAGGAGAGGCCGGAAGGGCCCCUUCAAACAUAUAGCUCAUGGCCUGGUCCCUGCCGCUACCAUAGCUCCUAAACCUGCAGUUCCCCGCACCCCUCCCCCUCGUAGUCAACCUUCUCCAGAAAGGCCCAGAUCUGCCCUAGCAGCAGCUAUCCUUGCAACAACACUAACAGGGCGCACUGUUGCUAUUCCUCAGCCUCGGCAGCGAUCACUUUCUGAAAGUGAUUCUACCUAUGUGGAACAAGAAUGUUUUGAACCGUAUGCAACAGUCACAGAGCUCAGAAUGGGGCCCAACUGGAAACUUGAUGGUAGUGACAGAUCUCCUGUACAGUCCCUGGAAAUAUCAGGCAAUUAUGAUGAGGAUGAAGACAUGGAUACCUAUCUUUCAGAUGCUGAUAAAGAGGCAGAGUCCAGCUGUCAGAGUAAUGAGAAAAGGGGAGAAAGCUUUAGCACCAAUGCUAUUUAUGCUGUUCCCUGCAAAAAUAAAAAGGAGGAGUUUCCACCAUCUCCUAGUACUAAUGCUGACAAGAAAGAGGUGCCUUCUCAUGAAAGUGAGCUUCAGGUACUGGUGGAUGAGUCAAAUGUGCAAAUAGAAGCAGAAGACCAACAUCUUGGCUUGAAUUUAAAGGAAGAAAAAUCAUUAGCUGAAAAUCUGAUACGUGAAAAGCCUCCGCCAUCGCCAGAUGUGUCUAUUCGGGCAAGGCAAGCACGGGAAAAUAUGACUAAAGAAAAGUUCAGAGAACUAAAACAAGAAAACUGGUCUCUGAACAAGGCAUACCAGGCUAUGGUCCAACAAUUUGAGGGAACAAAACAGCAAAUGGAAGAACAGCAAUUAAAGCUGAAGAGACUAGAACAAGAAAACAGAAGACUUAAAGAAGCUGCAGAGAAGUCACACAGAGAAGAGGAGGCUACAGAAUUACUUUCUCUCAGACAACAAGCGCAAGAACUGGUAGAUGAAAAUGAUGCUUUGAAAAUGACGGUCCAUCGUUUAAAUGUAGAAUUAAGUCGCUAUCAAACUAAAUUCAGGCCAUUGUCCCAAGAAGAGCAUCUAAAACUGAAAAGUUUACCCAUGAAAGGACCACCCCCACCAUGGCUGUUGGAUAUGAAGUAUUUGUCACCUCUUCUGUUGGCAUAUGAAGAUAGAAUAAGAGAAAAGGAAGAUUUAAAUCUUGAACAUGAGGAGGACAUGAAGAAUUUUAAAGUACGAGUUGAAGAGUUGGUGAAGGAGAAUGAAGACCUGCAUGAGCAAUUAAAUAAAAAUAACUUUAUUACUCCUACAGAAUGGCAACAGCUGCAAACUCAGGCCAAACUGGUCUUGGAAGAAAACGGAUUGUUGAUGGAGCAACUCGAAAUUCAACAAGCUAAAGCAAAAGAUAGUCACAGACAACAUGUUCAAGAAGCUUCAAAAUUGACCAAACAGAUAAUAAUCUUAGAAGAUAAGAAACAGAGUCAAGAAGAAGAGAUAGCAGAGUACCAGAAGCAGUUGGAAGCUUUGCGUUCUACUUGUGAAGAGCAGAAAGCCAAACUGGAUAGCAGAAUAGCAGCAGAGGAGCACUUUGCUUUGGUGAAUGAUUUAAAAAGCCAUUUACAACAGGAGCAGGAGAAAAAGCGCUGUGAGGUGGAAGCUCUAAUGGGAAAGAUAGCAUCACUGCAAGCUCAAAACAAGAAACUGCUUUUAGAGAAAAAUAACUUCAUGGCUGACAACAAGAUCCUGGAAACUGAGAUGGAAAUGACACAAAAGACAAACAGGCGAUUAAAGAAGAAAAUAGGUCUUUUGAAACUGCAGUUGGAGGAAGCAAUGGAAGAAGAAGUUGCAGCCCAUCACUAUCUAACAAGCCUUAUUGGUUUGGUGGAGAAGAUAGCUCAGGAACGUGAUCAUCUUAUUUUUUUGGCCAAAUGUUUGGAAAAUGAGAAUCAUGGUGUUCUCAACAAAAUAGUAGAAGGCAGUCUACGCUUAGGAAGAUUGGAAGAAAAAGUUAAGGUAUAUAAGAAGAAAGCAGCUGGGAAGCUUGGAGAUAUCAGUCUCAAGAUGACUGAGCAGGAGAAAGAAUUUGCUGGGAAGGCUGCUCAGUACCAGCAAGAAAUGAAGCACCUCCAGCAUCUGCUGCAAGACAAACAGGAAACCCUUGAUGAAGUGCUGCAGCAGAAAAGGAAAGUGGAAGGGGAACUUGAAAUCAUUUGGGAAUCCACAUCCAAAGAAAACAGGAGAAUGAGAGAACUCUUACAUAAAUCCCUGGGGAAGAACAACAUGUGGAGUACUGUCACUGUUCAUGAGCCACUCUUAAAUGAAAGCUCUCAGAAAGACCUAGUUUACGGACAUGAUUUUAGCUAUUGCGAUGUGAAACUCUCACCCCCUACUAAAAAUGAAAUUCAACAAGAAUCUCAGGGAUAAGACUAAAGAUGCGUUACGCAUCUUAUCCAAGAGAGAGAACUCGGUGCCUGCAUUUGACUUUUUCAACAACGCAAGAUGUAAUGGAACAUUUACCCUCUUCAAAAUUACUGUAUUUUUAAUGUCAUCAAAACGACAACAGCAUAUUCUCCAGCUGUAUCGUCAAUAGUGUAAAUCUAGCCUAAAAUAUAACUUUGUUUUUUGAAAAGGCUAUUCCUUGUUAAGGCAAAAUGUGGUACAGCUCUAAGUUAACAUAAAAAGACAAGUAUGUAGUUAACAAGAUGAACAACUGGUGGGCUUGGCGUUCUAGCACAGACACAUACCUUGCCACAAAACAAGCGAACAGCAAGACAGAAAGCCUCCAGUGUGGUAAAUAAUGUGUCUCUCUGUUUUAAUUAAAAGGACAAAUUUCAAUAAAUUCUCCCCAAAUCACCAAAUAAAGUAUAGACGGAUUAUGAUCAAAGUUGAAAAAAAUGUGUUGUCUGUUCUCGUUGCUGGUUAUGAGGCACCUUGACUUCCCGAGAUGCGAGUAUGUCCUUAUACCAGAUUGUCUGCCAGAAAUUUCGUCAUCUCAAGGACAGAGAAAAAUGUGACUGUGAAGCAGGCAAGACAGACACAUCCUCAUGACAACUGAUGGUGCCUGAACGCACAG